This is a messenger RNA of Lotus japonicus, 2617 nucleotides long. RefSeq lists its product as uncharacterized. NCBI's taxonomy places the organism in Eukaryota, Viridiplantae, Streptophyta, Magnoliopsida, Fabales, Fabaceae. The record is from RefSeq and is a predicted model, not a curated record. Bases 154 to 2478 code for a protein of 774 amino acids. The transcript has 4 exons.
CUCUCCCAUAAAAAGGCGCCAUUUCGUGACUCAUUUUCAAAAACUUUUCAUUUCCAAAUUCCAAUCACACCCUGACCCAACAUUCAAAACCCCUCCAUUUCUCAAAACCCUAAAAUUCAGACACAGUUCAUCACCACCACCACCACCACCACCAUGCUCCCUCACUCAUACACCUUGGAUUCCGCCACCAAAUCGACGGAGCUGCUAACAUCCAUCCAAUCAGCCACCACACCCUCCCAAAUCACCACCGUCUGCGCCUCCAUCGAAUCCUUCCUCCACUCCCACUCACCCGAUCAAUCCCGCCACUUCUUCUCCCUCGCUUUCCCAACCCUAAUCUGCAAACUCUUCGGUUUCCACCUCGACGCCGCCCCCAACCACCCUCAAUCCUCCCCCACCAGCUGGAUCGAAACCGCCGAGCUUUCCAAAACCCUAUUCUCUCUCCUCUCCCCCGCCGGCACCCUCGCCGCCGCUAUCUCCGCCGUCGACCGCCUCUCCCUCGUCAAAUACCUCUUCCCCGCUGAACGCCUCCCUCACUGGGCCCGCUCCCUCCUCCUCUCCGAUUCCAAAGCCCUCUCCGAUCUCUCGCCGUCUCUCUUCUCCGCUCCUUCCUCCUCCCCUUACCAUAUCCAGCUCAAUGUCUUCCAGUACUUCUUCUUCUGGUUCGCAUACUACCCCGUCUGCAAGGGCAAUUCGGAGAAUUCCAACCACGCUUCCUCCGCCAAGAAAGCCACAACCCUUGUCAGGUUAGAAAACUGGGCUUCUUCCAUUCCCGGUUUCUCCGCCUCCAAGCGCGGCAACGCCGUCGACCCCAAAGCGAAUUGCAGCUUGUACAUUCGCCUUCUAUACGCCUACCUCCGCGCCUAUGUCCCCACCUCUGACCUCACCUCGCACCAGCCUUACCGCAGCUCGAUACUGCACUACGGUUCAGGUCAUGAUGCUGCGGCUGUUUCGCGCGCGGAGUUUGUUGUCAACGCGCUGAUUCACUUUUGGCUUGUUGACAAUGAUUUCUCGCCGUUUCCGGUGAAGGUUUGCAGUUUGCAUGGGGUUAAGUUUCAGUUUCCGACCGGGGAGACGCCUCCGACGCCUGGGUUGGGGGAGGUGGUGAAGUUGUUUGUGAGGUAUCUGAGCUUGAGCACGGUUAGUGGGGUUCGUGAGAGCGGUGAGGGUGGUGGUAAUGGGAGUGGGAGUCCAAUGUGGAGAGGUGGGGAGGUUGUGAAGAGCAAGGAUUUAGGUUAUGUUUGUUGGAACCCCUGUUUGCAGAGGCCUCUGUAUCGGUUUUUGUUGAGGACCUUCUUGUUUUGCCCUGUGGCGGCUUCGCUCAAGAAUGUGUCUCAGGUGUUCUCUGUUUGGGUUAGUUAUCUGGAGCCUUGGACUAUUAAGGGGGAUGAGUUUUCGGAGCUGGAUGCGAUGAAUGAUGAAAAGAGUGAAAAUUCUGUGUUGGCAACUGCAAAUGCAGGUGGUGGUGGGUAUACACCACGUUGGCAGGAUUAUGUUCUCUCCAAUUAUCUGUACUACACAUCCUUGGUCAUGCAUUUUAUUGGGUUUGCUCACAGGUUUCUUCAUAAUGAUGUUGAAGCUGUAGUCCAGAUGGUGCUCAAGGUUUUAGACACCUUGACAUCAUCCAAAGAGCUCAUUGACCUUUUAAAAAAUGUGGAUGCUCUUUUUCAUUCCAAACAGGCUGGAUCUGGCAAAUCAAUGUUGAAUAACUUGUACAGAUAUGUUCCUAUUAUCCGUGAACAAUUGCAGGACUGGGAGGAUGGUUUAUGUGAGACUGAUGCUGAUGGCUCAUUCCUGCAUGAAAAUUGGAACAAAGAUUUGCGACUUUUUGGUGAUGGGGAGGAUGGCGGUCAACAGCUCCUUCAGUUGUUUAUAUUGCGUGCAGAAGCCGAAUUGCAUGCUAUAUCUGGGGAUAACCUUACACCCGGCCUUCAAUGCAUAGAUUCAUUGAAGGCACGGUUGGGGAGCUUAUUUGAUGGACAAACUAUUAAACCAUCUUCGACCUGUCAAGAACCAAUCCAGCAUCCACAAUCCCGCGAUGAUAUAUUCAAGCCUAGAAGAUUUGGCAACCAUGCAUUUGCAGAUGUCAAAUACAAAGGCGACUGGAUGAGACGACCCAUAUCCAGUGAUGAGAUAGCAUGGCUUGCAAAAGUGCUCGUUAGGUUGUCUGAUUGGUUGAAUGAGACUCUUGGAUUGAAUCAAGCAGAGAACAGCAACAGCCAGGUAGGCUCAGCAUCAUUUGUUGAGGUGUCGACUGAUGUGGCCCAUGUAUGUGGUCCUUCUGAGGCACUGAAGGUUUUCCUCUGCACCAUUGGUUCUUGGUUUCUCUUUCUGGGUGCUGCUUCUAUGGGCUUUAUGCGACAAUACGGUCUGAGGGUGAACCUAAGGAUACUAGCCUCCAAGAAGGUCGUAAUGGUUUUUGUUUUAUAUGCUAUUUUUAGCAUACUGAAGAGAUCAAUUCGAGCACUCCUUAGCAUGUAAAUUGAAUAUACAAGGUAUAGAGAAAAAUGUGAAAGGUACGGGAGGAAUUUUGUUACUUCAAAGUUACUGUGCAUAAGGUGGUAUGUCCUCUGUAAUUACAAGUGGUUUUUGUAUCACAAUUCACAAAUACAGUGCGGCA